Columba livia (rock pigeon) is the source of this 2614-nucleotide messenger RNA. It is a transcript of the gene FASTKD4, whose product is annotated as transforming growth factor beta regulator 4. Gene Ontology annotation, biological process: mitochondrial RNA processing; regulation of mitochondrial mRNA stability. Gene Ontology annotation, molecular function: RNA binding. The record is from RefSeq and is a predicted model, not a curated record. Lineage: Eukaryota; Metazoa; Chordata; Aves; Columbiformes; Columbidae. The transcript is spliced from 11 exons. Gene Ontology annotation, cellular component: mitochondrial matrix; ribonucleoprotein granule. The coding region runs from base 600 to 2501 and encodes 633 amino acids.
UCGGGGGAUUCUGAGAGGAAAUACCCCGGGGAGCUGCCAGUCGGGUUCACCCCACGGGUUGUUUCUUCUCAGCCCCGCCGUGGGCCCGGUUCUGGGGCUCUGAGGGGCGGGAAGGGCCGGGAAGAGCCCAGGGAGGGGGAGAUGGGGCUGGUCCUGGAGAUCCGGCCGAGCCCAGCCAGGGCUGUGGAGGCGCUGGAGGCUCCAGACCCGCCGCUGGUUGCUCUGGGCGGCUCUGGGCGGCCUUGGGAGACCGCGGUGGAGUUUGGCAGCUCCUGAGGGGAUCUGACAGCUCAGCAGGGCCUGUGCGGCCUCUUCCACAACGACGUUUCACCGAUUGAUGGCCAAAAAGCUUUUAUUGCCUCUUCACAUCCUAUAUUCCUGGUCAAAUCUAUCCGUUCCUCGCAAGCACUACCAGAACUGAGCCGCCUCCGCCUUUUUAUCUCAGAAAUCCUCCCACUCCUCAAAUCCUGGGGGCGGUUUGGGGCCCCUCACACCAAGAAAGGCCUUGAGGUGCUGGAGCGAGUGGAGAGAAGGGAACGGAGCUGCGUCCCUGAAAUGCUGCACUGACCUCCAGCCAUUUACCCUCCCGUCCGCCCGCCAUGGCCGCCCGCUUGGUGCGACGCUGCUGCUGGCGACACUUCGCCGCCUUCGUCUCCGCUCCCUCGGCCGCCACGGCCGCUCUGCUGGUGCCGCCCGGGAAGGUGCCGAUGCCCCGAGCUCUGCCCCAGGCGCCUCUCGCUUUAUUUCACACCUCAAGUCCUCCCGACUGGGCAGACGGAUUUUCGGUCAAGGAGCAGGUGGAUGACGGUAGAAACCCGGAGUACAAAGUGAUCGGGGAACUGAUCGAAACCGCCACGAGCCCUCAGGAACUUUUCCAGCUGAGCGAACUCCACGAGCUUAACAGCAACCAUGCCUCCCUCAUCAUCACUCAAAUUUCCCGUCUUGCUUCGGAAAAAAAGCUGGAAACGGAGAAUAUUGUGCGAGAUGAACGAUUCCAGCAGCUCAUUGGCAUCAUGGAUUCGCAGAUCUCACAGGUGUGGAACAACACCCUGGUGAACCUCCUGAAGAGCCUCUACUCCCUGGGGGUGCCCAGCAGCAGGCGGGAGAUGCAGUCGGUGGAGCAGGAGGUGCUGUGGCGGCUGCGGCGCCUCACCUUCCGCCAGCUGGCGUCCCUGGCCGAGUUCCUGGCCAUCAGACAGGGGAAGGACAACAAGCUGCUCAACGAAGUCAUCAGGAAGCUGGAGCUGCGUUGGACAGAGCUGGAGGGGACCCGAACGGUGGUGACGCUGAUGGGCAAAGUCGGGCACGUCUCCCCAGUGCUGAUGGACCGGCUGGAGGAUAAGGCUCUGGAACUCGCUGAACACUUCAACCCUGAUGAGACCCGGAAAAUCCUGCUGGCUCUGGCCUACCAGAACCGGCGCUGCGUGCCGCUGCUCCGAGCCCUGUCCUACCACCUCCUGCAGAAACACGCCGAGCUCAGCCUCAGCAUCCUGCUCGACCUCGUUUUUGCCUACGGAAAACUGAAUUUCCACCAGCCCCAGGUCUUCCAGAAGAUCGCCAGCGACCUGCAGCCCCACGUCCCCGCCAUGGCGCCCAUGGAGGUGACGCGCUGCACCCGCUCCUUCGCCCUCCUCAAGUGGCUCAGCCUGCCGCUCUUUGAGGCCAUCACACAGUAUGCCCUGGACAACCCCAAGCAGCUGUCGGUCGCCCAUCUCUGCGGUAUCAUCCUGUCUUUCGCCCGCCUGAACUUCCAGCCCAGCGGAAGCGAGGAUUUCUUCAACAUGGUGCACGAGGAGCUGCAGGGCCAGCUGGGCAGCCUGGAGCCGCAGAUGCUGACGGAGCUGGUGUGGUCGCUGUGCGUGCUGCAGCAGGCCAGGGCGCCCUACCUGCAGCGGGUGCUGGCGCCCGAGUUCCAUGCUCACAUCCGAGGUGAUCAGUCCCUCAAGGCCCAGAACUUACAGCUCAAGCUCAUCCACAUCAACGCCGCGGCCAAACUGGAAAACCCUGACUACAAGGGCCCAUUCCUGCCGCCGGAGCUGCUGAGCACCGUGCCGCUGGCCAGCGAGAGGGUGACCCAGCUGCAGAGCUGCCUGCGCGAGGCGCUGACGGGGCUGCUGGGGAGCCAGGACAACGGGCGCUUCGACGUCCGCACCCUCUACGGUUGGCACAUCGAUGCCGAGAUGGUGGUGACCAGUGAAAAUAAACCUCUCCCCGUGAAGGACUUUGCUGCUCCCCAUCUGCUCUGCGCGGAGGGGACGAAGCCUCUGCCGCCGGGUGCCAGGAGGGUCGCCUUCCUGCGCUGGGAAUUCCCCAAUUUCAGCAACAGGAGCAAGGAGCUGCUGGGCCGCUACGCCAUGGCCCGGCGGCACGUGCAGGCGGCCGGCUUCCUCGUGGUGGACGUUCCUCACUAUGAGUUCCUGGAGCUGAAGCUGGAGCGGCAGCGCACAGCCUACCUCAGGGACAAGCUGCACAAGGUCAUGGCCAAAGACAUGGCGAGUUAAACCGGCACCGCGCUACCCGCCGGCUCCGACAACGCUGCGCCGCGUCAGACACGUGCUUGAAUAAACGCGCCCUGUGCAGUGCUGCGGUUUGGGGGUGUCCGUGCUGGUUGACA